Messenger RNA from Lodderomyces parapsilosis, 1689 nucleotides. RefSeq names its product Pso2p (gene PSO2). Lineage: Eukaryota; Fungi; Ascomycota; Pichiomycetes; Serinales; Debaryomycetaceae. Gene Ontology annotation, biological process: protection from non-homologous end joining at telomere; interstrand cross-link repair; double-strand break repair via nonhomologous end joining. The transcript has a single exon. Bases 1 to 1689 code for a protein of 562 amino acids. Gene Ontology annotation, molecular function: damaged DNA binding; 5'-3' DNA exonuclease activity. The record is from RefSeq and is a predicted model, not a curated record.
AUGGCUCUGGCUAACACUUUUGAUGGCAAAAUUCGAGAGAUACCAGGCGUGUGUGUUGACAACUUUAGCUACAAAGGAGAGGUAUUUUUUCUUACGCAUUGUCACCUGGAUCACCUCAAUGGUUUAUUGGAAAAUUCCUUUUGCGGUCGCGUGUUUUGUUCACAGUUGACCAAGGAUAUCAUUGCCCUAGAUCAUCGAUAUAAUGACAUAUUGAGGUUUUUAAUAGUGAAGGAGUAUAACGAACCAUUUGAGGUGCAGACGUUUUGCUCUUCAAUGACAGUGACAAUGUUGAAGACGUAUCACUGUCCGGGUUCAUCAAUGUUUUUGUUUGAGUGUACCAAUGGCGUCUCAUGCUUGGCAACUGGUGAUAUCAGAGCUGAAAAGUGGUGGGUUUCAUCACUCAUUCAGAAUCGAUAUAUAUUCCCGUACAUCACAGGAUUGAAAACACUUGAUCAGAUUUAUCUAGACACGACAUUUUCAUAUCGAGGAGAACCAUAUAUUUCAAUAAUGCCAAACAGUGAGGGAAUUACAGCCUUGAUUGAGCUUCUCAAAUUGUACCCCGUUGACAAAGAGAUUGAAUUUUCAUUUAUCGAUGCGGUGUCAGGGUCGGAGGAGGUUUGGCUGCGAGUGUUGGAUCAUUUUAAUGGUACAUUAGAUGCUGAUCCAUCGAUAAUUGAACGCAUGAAAUUGAUAAAGUGCAAUCCUAGAAGCCCUGGAUCAAUGGUUUUCAAUGUUGGAAAUUUGUACAAGGAUAUCCCACUAAUGAUCACAAUCAAGCAUUGUAUCGAUUUCAAUAUUGUGGACUACGCUGGAUUCUGUCUCCCCAAGAAACUUUACGAUGUUGAUGCUUCAAAUCUCACUUUACUUCGAAUACUAGGUUCUGGAAAUCAGAUUUACUCCUAUGAUGGAAAAACUUGGCUCUUACCGUUAAAUGGAGAAGAACUACUACCGACAAACCUAUUACUUAUGAUUUCCCGCCACUCCUCUUAUGAAGAGUCUAUUGAGUUGGUUAAACUAUUCAAACCAAAGCUGGUUUUUCCAUGUGUUGAAUCUAAAAGGUCCUGGUUGAAUGGUUUCACUGUGGGUAGAGUAUUUGGCCCCUUUUGCUCCUCAUCGAAACAUUUGUUUGAUAUUGAAAAUUUUCGAAAGUAUGGGCAACCACCGCGUAUGGUUUUGGAUCGUCCCGUGUCAAAGAUAAACCGCUGGUCAUUUACUCAAUGCACUGAAGAGAUCAAAUUUGUCAAAGAUUUCAUCACUAAUCCGAGGCCAUUCAAGGGGCAGAUGAAACUAGGUCAAAAUACCGUAGAUCAAGAAUCAUGGAGUCAAGGUUUCAAGUUACAAUCUAUUAUAGCUGGCAGAGGGGAGGAAAAGUACAAACGAAUCGUCAAUUACCAUCAAAAUAAAGAUCUUCGUUUAAUUGUCUCCACGGUUCAAAACAAACACACUCAGCACGACUCAGAAUCCGAAACAGAAUCAGCAUGCUCCACUGACUACGAUACUGAUUCAACAAGCACCUCGGUGAUUGCUUCCAGUUGUGUAUUUGAAAAAUCAUUUUCAGAGGUUCAAUUGAUGCCAGAUGAUAAUUUUCUAUCGCCAAGUCUCAAUCUUCAUAAAAUUUCUGAAAUAUCGAAUGCCAUUCGGUCAGAUCGAAGAUCUUGGAAUUCAUUCAAACUCAAAUCGGUUAGGUAA